AGCGGUGGAACGUGAACAUCGUGUUUCACUGCGGACUCGGGACGACGGGACGGAGACUCGGGACCAUUUCCCCCCGCAGAGCCGGGGUUCUCCUGUGGAAACAGACGUGGGGGGGGGACCUCGCCAUUACUUCGACUAAUGAAGAGUUCAACGAAUUAAGAGCGCGGGAACAGUGGGAGUCUCGAGGACGUGACUACAAAGGACAACAAUACACAAACCGCAGAGCUCCAGACUCACUGGAGCCAGCAACUUGUGAGACGUCCCAGAGCCGCAGCACGACCCCCGUGGCUGACGGAGCAAAAACUCUGACUGUACGUUGGUUUGAGAAUCAGCUUGGAGAGGACCUGGGAGUUGUUGUUGAUGAGAACUGGUCAGUACCUUAAUACUGAACCUGUGGACUUGUACCAGUGAGACCUGCUACAACGUGUCACUUUGACAGAGGUCCCGAUCUCCGCUCCUGCAGCCUGCACCCCCUCCCUCCCUCCAUCAGUGGUGGUGACCCAGCUCCGGACAGCUUGCUGCAGGGCCCUUCCUGAGCAGCAGCAGCUGCGUCCUGCUAGCUGACUCCCCUCCCUCCCCUGCUUCCUGUCCUUGGUCAGACAAGGCUAAAGCCUCCUCUCCCCUACCCCACCCAUCAUCUCUGUACCCUCUCACACACACUCAAGCGGUUUAUUUUGUUGACUACAUUCUCACACACCGGUUUAGGCUACCAACACUAUUCGGAGAUCAGCAGCAGGGGACUCAUAGAGCCCUCGGUCCCUUUUGAAUUGACCAUCCUACAGAGUUCCUGCCUGUUACCCACACUACAGCCAUGACCUCCAUGUCCAGUCUUUUCUCCUUCACAAGCCCAGCAGUCAAACGGCUGCUUGGCUGGAAGCAGGGGGACGAGGAGGAGAAAUGGGCAGAAAAGGCGGUGGAUGCGCUGGUGAAGAAGCUGAAGAAAAAGAAAGGUGCCAUGGAGGACCUGGAAAAAGCCCUGAGCUGCCCGGGACAGCCCAGCAAGUGUGUUACCAUUCCAAGAUCAUUGGACGGCCGGCUACAGGUUUCCCACAGGAAAGGUCUUCCUCACGUCAUCUACUGCCGAGUGUGGCGCUGGCCCGACCUCCAGUCCCACCACGAGCUCAAACCCCUGGAGGUGUGCGAGUACCCGUUUGGCUCCAAACAGAAGGAGGUCUGCAUCAACCCAUAUCACUACAAGCGAGUGGAGAGCCCUGUGCUUCCUCCUGUCCUGGUACCACGGCACAGCGAGUUCAACCCACAGCAUAGCUUGCUGGUACAGUUCCGGAACCUCACCCACAAUGAGCCACACAUGCCCCUGAAUGCCACCUUUCCAGAGUCCUUCCAGCAGCCCCACAGUGGGGGCGGCAGCAGCGGUGGAGGAGGCUCUUUCCCCAUCUCUCCAAACUCGCCCUUUCCUCCUUCUCCAGCCAGCAGUGGUACUUAUCCAAAUUCUCCUGCCAGCUCGGGGCCCUCCAGUCCAUUCCAGCUCCCAGCUGACACCCCACCCCCAGCCUACAUGCCCCCUGAUGAGCAGCUGGGCCAGGAGAACCAGUCCAUGGAAACAAGCAGCAGCGUGGUGCCGCUGAACAUGCCCAGAGGAGAUGUGCAACCAGUAGAGUACGAGGAGCCGAGCCACUGGUGCUCUAUUGUCUACUAUGAGCUCAACAAUCGUGUAGGUGAGGCUUAUCAUGCCUCCUCAACCAGUGUUCUCGUGGACGGCUUCACUGACCCUUCAAACAACAAGAACCGCUUCUGCCUCGGACUUCUAUCCAACGUCAACCGCAACUCCACAAUCGAAAACACCCGUCGACACAUUGGCAAAGGUGUGCACCUGUACUAUGUGGGAGGGGAGGUUUAUGCAGAGUGCCUCAGUGACACCAGCAUUUUUGUCCAGAGCCGCAACUGUAAUUAUCACCAUGGCUUCCACCCCACCACUGUCUGCAAGAUCCCCAGUGGAUGUAGCCUCAAGAUUUUCAACAAUCAGGAGUUUGCUCAGCUUCUGGCCCAGUCGGUCAACCACGGCUUUGAGGCCGUCUACGAGCUUACCAAGAUGUGCACCAUUAGGAUGAGCUUUGUCAAGGGCUGGGGAGCUGAGUACCACCGACAGGACGUCACCAGCACCCCCUGCUGGAUCGAAGUGCACCUGCAUGGGCCCCUCCAGUGGCUGGACAAGGUCCUAACACAAAUGGGUUCGCCUCUCAACCCCAUCUCCUCUGUGUCCUAAUGAUGGACUUGUGGAGCUUGGGAGCCCCUUUUUUUUACCUUCUAC
Molecule: messenger RNA, 2269 nt
Organism: Limanda limanda (common dab)
Lineage: Eukaryota; Metazoa; Chordata; Actinopteri; Pleuronectiformes; Pleuronectidae
Gene: smad5
Product: SMAD family member 5
Exons: 7
Coding region: 812-2224 (470 amino acids)
Biological process (GO): cell differentiation; transforming growth factor beta receptor signaling pathway; SMAD protein signal transduction
Cellular component (GO): heteromeric SMAD protein complex
Molecular function (GO): I-SMAD binding; RNA polymerase II cis-regulatory region sequence-specific DNA binding; DNA-binding transcription factor activity, RNA polymerase II-specific
Source: RefSeq, a predicted model, not a curated record